Molecule: messenger RNA, 513 nt
Organism: Effrenium voratum
Lineage: Eukaryota; Dinophyceae; Suessiales; Symbiodiniaceae
Source: the annotation of a GenBank genome assembly
AUGGCAGUGCUCGAGCUAGGGCCGAUAAUGCGCUACACUAUGAUGGAGCUCCAAGACAAAUUGCAGGAUCGCGGAAUUCGCAUGAGUGGCACAAGGUGGGAGCUGGCAGUGAGGCUGGCACUUGAUGUGUAUCCUCACUUGGCAGGGCGACCAGAUAGAGCAGAAGCUGGGGUCCAGACAGCGCCUGCUGAGUGCUGGGCUGAUGUCGGUGUGCAAACAGAGCGCCGCGAGGGUGAUGUGCUGGAGGAGCCAGUUCUGCUGACCCCGGAGAAGACGCCGGCAAGCAGCACUUCUUCGUGCUCGAGCCCAGCGCAAACGCAGCCUUACAGGUAUCAGCUCCGAGCUGGCCUGGCAGCUUCUGCUUCUAGGCAACCGGAAGAUGAAAAGGCAGAGCUGCGUGCAGCGUCCUUUUGCGAGGUGUGUGCGCAAGAGCGCCCUGGCUCCAACUCCGCUUUGCGCGAUGGCUCCCUGAACCGUUUUCACAUGGCCUUUUUUUUGGAGGGCUGCCGCUAG